CUUGACAGAGACUGGCAUGAGUGCCAACAUGACAAACAACAUGACAUGUGAUUUUUCUCAUGUGGAUGAACUGAUGAAAGUUUUGGAGCUGGUCUUCUACAUUCCUAUAUUCGUCUUUGGUCUGAUUCUCAAUAUUGCGGCGCUGGUAGUGUUCUGCGGCCUUCUGCGCAAAAAGACUGAAUCCACUAUCUACAUGAUGAACUUGGCUCUGAUGGACCUGCUUCUCCUGUUCCCUCUUCCCUUCAAAAUGCAUGCCACUAAUAAUAAGUGGGAUCCCAACCUCCAGGGACUGUGUUCAGUUUUGGAAGGGCUUUAUUUUUAUGGGAUAUACGGAAGCAUAUACAUCAUUAUGUGUAUAGCUGUAGAUAGAUGGGUGGCUAUCUGUCAUCCGUUUAAAGCAAAGGAGCUGCGUUCACCCAAAAUGGCUGUGGGGGCUUGCGUGGUUGUGUGGGUGCUGGUGUUUGCAGCAAUCUUUCCAGCCAUGUCCCAGUUAAAAAGGCAUAAGGAUCCAAAGGAGCCCUUUCACUGCUUUCACGAGUUUUCAAAAAAUGGCUGGCAACCUGCGAUCAUCAUCAGUGUGCAGGUGUUUGGAUUCGUUGUGCCUGCAUUGGUGGUGGUUUGCUGUUCAGCUAAGAUCAUCUGGGCACUUCAGCAGUCUGGCCAGCACAGCUCCCAGAGCCGGGCCUGUGUGAAGAUCAUCUACAGCAGCCUGUGCGCGUUCCUGGUGCCUUUCACUCCGAGCCACCUGGGCAUCUUUCUGCAAUUUCUGGUGCAUCGUAAAGUAAUUUACGACUGUGGUGCCCAGACCAGUAUCAGCCUAUUCUUACAGAUUGCUAUGUGCCUGUCAAACAUCACCUGCUGUCUGGACGCCAUGUGCUACUACUUCAUUGCCCGUGAGGUGAGGAGCACCAGACACAGCUUCAGGAUGUCAAUAAUGAGCCAAAGAAGAGCCACCAACAGCACUUCUGAACGAGACAAGGGCGACUCAAGUUAAAUUAUGAUUUGUCCCCAGAGGACUGCUGCCGCUAAACACAAGAUCUGGCCUCAUGUUCCAGCGGGGUAGUAAAACUGGAGACCAACCAAUUUUGGUCCCAGUAACUGAUAAGCAAAGUGUCAUACACUAAGAGCAAUUACCUGCUAGCAAGGAAGCAGGUCAGAGUGUAAAAUAAAUUAACCACACAGCUGAAAGUAAGGCUGUAUGAUUUGAUCCAGCAGCAGGAAGCCAGUAGGUACCUCUGCAACCUCAAAGUGCUCUGAUACACCAAAUGAAGGCUGCAAAACAACCAAUGAACCAACAAGCCACCAUCUGACACGUUUCUAAAAUCAUUAAAAGCGGGAAAAGGUCACUCUGUCCAGCAAACUGACAAAGUGACAGCCAGCAUUACUCAUUUUAAACAACUAAAAGCUGGUACUGGCAGCUAGCACAACAACUUUCUUGUUGAUAUCAUCUAGGACUGAAAU
Messenger RNA from Archocentrus centrarchus (flier cichlid), 1461 nucleotides. Its product is annotated as G-protein coupled receptor 55. Lineage: Eukaryota; Metazoa; Chordata; Actinopteri; Cichliformes; Cichlidae. Gene Ontology annotation, cellular component: plasma membrane. Gene Ontology annotation, biological process: phospholipase C-activating G protein-coupled receptor signaling pathway; positive regulation of Rho protein signal transduction. The record is from RefSeq and is a predicted model, not a curated record. Bases 17 to 994 code for a protein of 325 amino acids. The transcript is spliced from 3 exons. Gene Ontology annotation, molecular function: G protein-coupled receptor activity.